Molecule: messenger RNA, 216 nt
Organism: Emiliania huxleyi CCMP1516
Lineage: Eukaryota; Haptophyta; Isochrysidales; Noelaerhabdaceae
Exons: 1
Coding region: 1-216 (71 amino acids)
Source: RefSeq, a predicted model, not a curated record
AUGCCGCUCUCGGCACCGCAGCAGCGCGAGCGCCGCGCCGCGCAGCGCGCUGCCGAGGCUCAGGACGCGGCUCGCGGGCAGCGCAAGCCGGACGGCGCCGAGCCGGUGCUAGGCCGCCUCCGCUGCGCCUGCUUCCUUGCGCGCCGCUGGACGUCGGCCGAGAAGACCGCUUCCCUCUGGGGACCCGACUCCGCGAAGAUCGCGCGCGCGUCGUGA